UUACAAUAACCAACAGCGAUCUAGUGCGGAAGUGACUUUCUCUAAUCUACAAUACUGCCUGCAGCCAGAUACAGGCUCCCACGCCUAAUUCGCCCAAAUUCAACGACGUGAUUCUUUGUCAGAUUUGUACGACACCACCGACAUCACCAACGUCGCCGACUCCACGAUGCUACUGCAACUGCUAAAGAGAUCACUGUUUUUUAUUGCCCUUGGGGCAACCACAGCGCUUCAUCUUAAUAUCACUGCAAUUGGUGCGCGCGAUGGUAGAUCAACAUUAGAGUGUUGGCAGCUCGAGGAAGAAUUCAUCAUUUCCAACACAGCAGGCGUUGCAGGGAGCGCCAGCGCGGUCUUGAGUGAUGCCGCCAACAGCUCCAUUGUCGUCAUACCUUCCGGUUUCGAUGGUGGUCUGCACAAUGCCCCGCAUAACCAAUGGGUCCUUUUCACCACAGGUCUAGCCCUCAUCACACUGCCCGAGAACAACUCUGCAAAGGCAUAUGUCACCGGCGGGGAAUUCGGACUCAUCUUUGCGGCGGAUACGGCGGAUGUGAGUCGCCUGGGGCACCGGACUCAGUAUCCUGGCAUCACGGAGACCAUCGCUAUCCAGAUACCGACCAAGGACAACAGGGUGCCGGCGCACACCUGCCUGUAUGACGGGGCUUGCUCGGCGGGUGAGGUUGUGGGCUUGAGGGGCCUUGCUGUUGCUGGAUGAAUUUCACCUUGUGAGACGUAUAUGGACUGGAGGAAAAACCUGUGAAGAAUUGACCAGGGCUGGUAGUAGUCCAGGCGGGGUGAGUCAGCGGCCGAGAGGCACUGUUCAGGAAGGGGGCGGGGGUUUCUUGUGUAAAUGGUAGAGAAUUGACAUACUACAUCUCAAUCGACGUUGACAGAUUCUCAUAGCUCGGUCAAACCCGUACGCUGUAAAUUAUAUACAAGAGAAAAUAAAGUUUCUUGGACUGGU
Molecule: messenger RNA, 958 nt
Organism: Truncatella angustata
Lineage: Eukaryota; Fungi; Ascomycota; Sordariomycetes; Amphisphaeriales; Sporocadaceae
Exons: 2
Coding region: 167-709 (180 amino acids)
Source: RefSeq, a predicted model, not a curated record